Messenger RNA from Sinocyclocheilus rhinocerous, 2510 nucleotides. Its product is annotated as protein phosphatase 1 regulatory subunit 3C-B. Bases 306 to 1259 code for a protein of 317 amino acids. Gene Ontology annotation, cellular component: protein phosphatase type 1 complex. The transcript has 2 exons. Lineage: Eukaryota; Metazoa; Chordata; Actinopteri; Cypriniformes; Cyprinidae. The record is from RefSeq and is a predicted model, not a curated record. Gene Ontology annotation, biological process: regulation of glycogen biosynthetic process. Gene Ontology annotation, molecular function: protein phosphatase 1 binding; glycogen binding.
CCUGCGUACUGAUUGCUCGAGCGCCUCGCUCUCGUGCUCUCCCAUUGGCUGUCAGUAUGGGUUCCUGUGAACCAAUGCGCUCACAGGCUUGAUAUACCGGCUGAACGCUCUUGACUUUUUCAGUACAGCUGGACCGCGAAGGGGGCGUGCUGCAGCAAACGACGGGUCGUCAGCGGGUUUUUAGUUAUGGUGGUCGACACGUUGUUAAAUGAAGUUUAAAAGCACGUAGGGAAAAAAACUGUACUUGUUCAAACUAUACCAGAGCAAACUGUGUCUGCCGUUUUGGAAACAAACCUUGGGUUUCAAUGAAUUGCACCAGGGUUCUACAGAUACUGAACCCCAGGCCAAUGCCAAGUCCAAUUAUGCCUGUGGAUGUGGCAAUGAGAAUUUGUCUGGCUCACUCGCCGCCUCUUCGCAGUUUCCUCAGUUUAUAUGAGGACUGCAAGUCCAGGAGCCUAGUCAACCAAUACAAACCUCUGAGAUCCUGCAUCAGCUCCAAGACAGAUGUGGACACUGAUAACCUAGGAUGGAAAAGUCCCGAGACCAAAGCUAAAAAGAAAGUGGUUUUUGCUGACUCCAAAGGCAUGUCUCUGACAGCAGUCCAUGUGUUCAAGGAAUUUGAAGAAGACCCCAUGUUAGACCUGCAGUUUGAAUUAUCAGACCUGGAGGACGCCAUUGUGGGCCUGAAAGCGGAGAAGGAGAAGAAUUUGAUUUUGGAUUUCCCUCAGCCUGCUGCAGACUAUUUGCACUUCCGGAACCAUCUAAAGAAGAACCUGGUAUGCUUGGAAAACUGUAUAAUUCAAGAGAGAUCACUCACUGGCACAGUCAAAGUAAGCAAUAUAAGCUUUGAGAAAAAGGUCUGUGUGCGAAUAACAUUUGAGUCAUGGAAAAGCUAUGUUGACAUUCCUUGUACAUACAUGAAUAAUGUUUAUGGAUGCGAGGACGUUGACACCUUCUCGUUUUUCAUUGACCUUCCAAGUUUUGUGCCCCCACACAAGCAGGUGGAGUUCUGCAUAUCCUACAAAACUCACAAUACCACAUACUGGGACAAUAAUGAUGGGAAAAAUUACAAGCUGAUACAUGCAGAGAACAACCCCAGCCAGACCAGUGUAACCCAAAAGAUGACAACAGAUUUCAAGAAUCAAGGCAAACGGCCAGAGAUGGAAUUUGAUCAAUUCGGGAGCCCAAGAACAUCUAGUGGAUUCUUCCCCGAGUGGCAGAGUUGGGGUCAUAUUGAGAACAACACCCCUUACUGGUGACAGUUCAAGACCCCCGAUAAACUUGAAAUAAAGGCUGUAACAAGGACAAAUGCAAAUGGUUUCAGAAUUGACUUUUGAAAAGUCUGAAGAGUAAAAAUGAGCAAUGAUGUCCUCAAAAGAAAACCCUUUUGGCCAUGUGUGUCUUUGAUACUGUUCAAAUGAAUUCAGUGUUGGUGUAUGUUUUUGAAAUACACAUUUAGCUUAAUACGAGAUGUCUGGGCUCUGAAAUUAUGCAAAGUUGAGACUAACCAUGUUAACCAUAAUGGCAGUUACUCGGAAUGAAAAAUGUUGGUUUAUGUUAUUUUCUAAUUUUUUAGCACACUACAUACACUAUUUUGUAUAUCUGACAUGGGGUAAACCAAUCAUUUUCAUAACAUAGAUGCCUUCCUUUGUGUUAUUCCGUGAUUAACUGUAAUACAAUGACAUUGUUUUGGAUAUCUUUCCAAAUGGCCUUGUAUGAAGAGAACAAUUAGCACUUGCUCUGAAAUAGAUUCUUCAGUGUACUAUUUUUGAAGGGUAAUAAUUUUGUUACUCCAUCUAAAGUCACUGAAUUUUGGGAAUCCUGCUUCUGAAAUGUGACUGGACGUUAAUAUGCAAUAAUUUAAGUCAUGUUUAAAAAGACAGAUUUAAAACCACACGAGGGUGAGUAAAUGAUGACAGAAUUUCCUUUUUGAGUGAAUUGUCCCUUUUAGAGCAGAUGGACCUGCACUGCAUAAAAUGUGUGGAAUUGUCUGGUACAAUAUGAGAUUGCUUCAUAUUGAAGUUUUGCAUCUCAUUUGAUAGUACCAGUUUAUCUGUCACUUUCUAGUGAAUGCACUAAGCGUGACACAUUAUGAGGGAGUCCAUGAGAGAUAAUAAUGCCCAUUAAGUGCUAAAUCCAUGCUGUUGCACUUCUGAUUUUUCCUAUGUCUGUUCUACUUUUUUAAAGCUGCACUUUCCUACAACAAUAUCUUUCCUACAACAAUUUUGCUGCUAUGGUAUUGUGCAUGGUUGUGUGUGCUGCGUUGUGAUUUAUGACCCAUGGUGUGUGGAAACUCUCUGUUAUUUGGAGGAUAGAAGAUGAGGGAUUUGGAUGUAACUUUAAGAAGGUAGUAGUAAGUCAGGAAGCGUUGCUAAGGUGAGGGAUGAUAUUGAAUGAGACUGUUUUUCCCCUUUCCGCUGCAAUAGUAAAACAGGUUGAGGCCUUAAAGGGGUCAUAUGAUGCAAUUUCAAAUUUUCCUUUCUCUUUGGAGUGUCACAAGCUGUUCAUGC